Chara braunii is the source of this 4267-nucleotide messenger RNA. Lineage: Eukaryota; Viridiplantae; Streptophyta; Charophyceae; Charales; Characeae. The record is from the annotation of a GenBank genome assembly.
CGCCGCGGCGACAGCCGAUGGUGGCCCCGUCUGCGCCAUCGGCCGUCUGCACCAUCAUGUGUCAAGUGACCAAUGGCCUCGGGCAUCGCUGGCCUUUGCCUCGCUUGUGCUGGUCACAUAUUCUUUUCUCGUGGGCAUGUAGAUGUGGUUCGUUCUUCGUCGCAGACGUCCACCCCCAAGGUGGUUGGCAGAGCGGCAUUGUUCCAUGGGAUGGAAUGGGCGCUUGACUGGUUCGGCAGGGUUAAGCAGCAGGGACGCGGUCCCGUGAUAUUCCUGAAGGACGAUGGCGGACAUUUUUACGUGUGUGGUGGGAUCGACAGUUAUGACGUCGACAAAUUUGUCGGCGAGGAGGGGUGCUACGAUUUUCACUUGACCACAUGCUUCGAUAGUGGCGGCGUCGAACUGCCGGGGAAAUACAAGAAAGUGUCACUGCAUUUGUCGGGAUUUGCUGGCUAUGACAUGAAUGUUGUGGCAUUGCCUUCGUUUGAUAGGUCGAAGAAACUGAAGGCUGUCCAGAUGGUGGGACCGAUCGAGUUCCUGAAGAAAACGUCGUGCUAUAAUGUUACGGGCUUUAAGGUCAAGGUGGACAGCAACGUGCGUUUGUCGACACCGUUCAUGUCUGCGGAAACUUUGAGGGAGGUGUUCGAGGGCAUUUGGAGGACACACAAGCACGGGGAGUCUAAACAAGGUACGCUGCGAUCCGCUCUCGGCGUUGGAACUGAAGGUGGAACGCAUUCGACAAGGACGAAGAACACCGCACCAACCGAAAAGGUAUUCGUCGUGACAAACGAAACGCCUUCUCCUCAGGACGGGUUUCCCAAACCGGGGAACACAAAGGAAAAAUCGUCGAAGGCCGCCAAGGCACCGUCGGUCUUUUCUCGUCGAGCGCAGCAUCGGAAAAAGGUUUCACCGCGUAACAAGGAUGAAGAGAAUGUUGAGUGGGACACCCGUGGGGUGCCGUCAUCCAGCCACUGUCCCGAUAGGGAUGACGGGGUUGACGAACGUGAGGGAAAAUCGAGUGAACAGGGCGCCGAGGAAGGAAGUAUGCGGGGCGACGCCACGGAGGGCGACGGUGAUGAGCGGGAGAGCGGCGAGGCCACUGGGGACGACAAUGCAAGAGAGGACGAGGGGGGUGGAGACGAAGGGGAGGACGGCGAGGAGGAGGAGAACCCGGAAGGGGAGAGCCGCGAGGAGGAGGAAAAUCCGGGAGAUGCAGAAGAAAGAACUCCACACGGAAGCAAGAACAAUGGCAGAGACGAGGACAGCGACGAGGAAGAAAGCGGUGGGGAAACGGACCGGGACAUCGAAGUUGCCGGCACACAAGCAUCAGCGAACUCGCGCAAACGAGAAAUGCACAGUGAGCGACGUCGAGCGGAGAUAAUUGGUUUGGGCGCGUCUCAUACCUCAUACGUGCAACAUUUAGAAAGACAAUCGGGGAAACUCGAGAAAGAGAGGCAUGAGCGGCCCGCGAAAAUUGCAAAGAAGAAAGUCAGAGUCGAAGGAACGAAAGAGGUUGCUGACUCUAGCGACGAGGGAGUUGGGGUUGACCCGAGAGACCACACCGCGAAAGCCGGGAAGCUGGAGUCGUCUGCCUUCGACACAACAAAUUGUUUCUUCCUGGAGUACGACAGUGACGGGAAUGCAGUGCAACGACCUCAAGAGAUCUACGUGGACUGCAUGAAGGUUUUGCCAAACCCCGUGGGAGGCCCUGUGCAAUACAAUGUCAGACCACUCAAUGAAAUGCUCGUCGUUUCCAUCAUGAGAGCAAUGAAACUGCCAGAGAAGAAGGGAGAGUGGGACAGGGCCACAUGGAUAUUGGCCCCUGUGACGAAAGUGGCUAUUCGUGGUCAAAAACAGUGGGUGUUCGAAGACUUGACUGCAAGAGAGAAGGAGAUGGUGUUAGAAAUGAUAUUGGACCGCCAUGUGGUUGUCACGACGGGGCGGACGUUCAACAAAAACUUGUUGAACAUGGACGACAUUAUGGUUGAGGUUCGGCGUGAGAGAUACAUGAUACGCCUUUUCAACUAUGUGGUUUUCAAAACGGAAGGUCGCAAGGAGGAUGAGUGGCAUGAUGAGUUUUUCAUUGGCUACUCGCGUAUAAUGGACAGAUUUGCCCCGACGGGACUCACCAAGGAGCAAUGGAAGGAAAACAAGACGAAGGUGCCAGCUCACAAGGCGAAAGAUGUGCCAAAACGUCUGGGCGACAUUGACGAACCAAAGGUGGGCAAGGUGGGAGGGUUCAAGUUGACGCGGACACUAUAUGCGGAGUGUCCGUAUUAUCUGAAAGUGUUCAUGCAUGAAAUCAUCGGGGCUAUCGAUCAGCUGCGGGACGAGUUGCGGCGCAUAAGUGCAAAUGCGAGGCACACUGCGUGCGAAGAUAGACUGCGUGCGAAGACAUACGCCAAUGAGUUGGAUGCGGGUGAGCACUUCGAUGUGCUCGACAGCGAGGGGGAGACAUCGGACGAAGAUAUAGAUCUGCCUGUACCGGGUGCUCAACAGGAUGUUCGACAGGCGUUGGACGACGUCAAGGGUCAUCAGGCAAUGGAAAGGAUAGAAACGGAUGUUGUGGCGAGCCGGGAGAGCGUUCGUGGUGGGGAGCAGCGGUCGUGUGAACAAGGAAUGCAAGAGAGUGCGGGGAAUGAGAUCUGGGGCCCAGUUGGUGCAACCAAUGCAAGCAAGAAUAGCAGCGAUGAUGGGUUGCAUGCAGGAGCGGCCUCGUUAAGUGGAAAAGAGCCUCAUCUCCAAUCCAAACGCAAGGAAAGCAGUGCCAUAUACCCCGAGAUAUUGACUCAACUGGACAACGUGUAUGUGAGCAUGGGGCUGUCGACGUUCCCAAGAGACAAGCAAUAUAACGUCCCCCAGGAGGAAAAUGCAGAGGUUAGCAGAAUGGGCGUCAACGCCAUCAAAUUCGCGCUCCCGCCCGACGAGGACGACAAACAGAUGCCCGGAGACAGAAUUCGAAAGGACAUGAAGGAGUUCACCGGAGGCCCGCACUUCAUACAGCACAUUGGGAUGGUGUGGCAAUUGCGAAAGUGGGUAUUGGAGAGCAAGUUCUUCGAAAUCGCAAAGGAACAGGUUCAUAUCAAAGUGCGGCAGGCGAACGGUGGAUCAGACGACCUUGUAGAAGGAGCAUAUGCCGACGCACUUUAUGACAAGUUGCGAGAUCAGAACAUGCUGGAGUACAACGCAAACUUUUAUGACAUUGAAUCCAUUGUGUCGCACGGUCGGAUCCCUUGGAAAUUGCCAAGUCGAGAAGUGGUGCAAGAGUUUGAGGGUGAAAUAUGUCUUGGUAACAGUCAGCAAUUGGGACAUGACAAUGGCCACGCUUCGGCGAGUGCAGCGGGACGUCCAUUCACGAGCUUCGUUCAUAGUGACAAGCAAGUUCAUGAGAGGAACGAUAUAGAAAAAUUUGUGGGCAACAGCGACGAGUCACGAAGUGACACAAUGCAGACCGAACAACAAUUGUCCCAUCCCCCGUCGCAACGGGAGGAAUCCGCGGAGGAAAAAGACUCGGCAGAUUGCUUUGCAACAAUGGAAUCUCCCAAGGUUUGCACGGGGUCGGAAUCGCAAAUGGCCACGGACCCAAUGUCCAUGCAAGGAACUGAGCUGACGAGGGAAGAGUCAGUGCCACAAAUGAAGGGGAUAGAAAGUUUGUCAGAGAACACACAUGAUUUGAUGCUUCAACUCAAUUUCGACGGCGGCGUACUCGAGCGGCGGCCAAGUGGUGUGCAGAGGGAAGAGAACGUUGAUGCCUCAAUGGGAAAAGACGAUGACGAACUCCAACGAGCCACGACGAUUGGCGACAAGCAUCAACAACACAAGCGCAAGAGGGAGGAUGACGACGUUGUCGUUGACAUCGUCACACAGUCAGGUGAGCAAUCAGGGCGUGCUGAGGACGGGGAGGUGGGACAAAAUGAGAAAGAACAAGAGGAACACCAGCAUGUCACAUUGCAAAAGGAGAAUGUAAUCUGCAAUGAGAAGCCAAGGAAAGGGAACACAAUAGAUAAUGUUGUGCUCCGACGUUCGGCGAGACCUGUGGCAAAAAAGACAAGGCAUGACGACUAGUUGUGUGCAUAGAAGUGAUUUGUCCGUGUGUGAGAAGAUACGUUUGUGUGUAACGAAGUGUGUGUGUGUGUGUGUGUGUGUGUGUGUCUGUGAAUUUUUCUGCAUGGGCGUGCGUUUGUAGGUUAAUGUUCAGGUUCCGGAGGGGUUGUGUUGUCGUGUCAUUUUUUUUUUUUCGCGCACUGCGAGCGCUCUAAUUUUGUAA